Metschnikowia bicuspidata var. bicuspidata NRRL YB-4993 is the source of this 1044-nucleotide messenger RNA. It is a transcript of the gene RPT5, whose product is annotated as proteasome regulatory particle base subunit. Gene Ontology annotation, cellular component: proteasome regulatory particle, base subcomplex. The record is from RefSeq and is a predicted model, not a curated record. The annotation marks the transcript as partial. The transcript has a single exon. Gene Ontology annotation, molecular function: proteasome-activating activity; ATP hydrolysis activity; ATP binding. Lineage: Eukaryota; Fungi; Ascomycota; Pichiomycetes; Serinales; Metschnikowiaceae. Gene Ontology annotation, biological process: proteasome-mediated ubiquitin-dependent protein catabolic process.
GCCAACGUGGACGUGGACGCCGCGCGCCUGGGCCAGCUGGCCGUGAUCAAGACGCUGACGCGCCAGACCAUUUUCUUGCCGCUCGUGGGCUUGGUGGCGCCGCAGGCGUUGAAGCCCAACGACUUGAUCGGCGUCAACAAGGACUCGUACCUCAUCUUGGACACGUUGCCGUCCGAGUACGACCUGCGCGUCAAGGCCAUGGAGGUGGACGAGAAGCCCACCGAGGACUACCUGGACAUUGGCGGCUUGGACAAGCAGAUCGAGGAGUUGAUCGAGGCCGUGGUGUUGCCCAUGAAACAGGCCGACAAGUUCAAGGCGCUCGGCGUCAAGCCGCCCAAGGGCGCGCUCAUGUACGGCCCGCCGGGCACGGGCAAGACGCUCCUUGCGCGGGCGUGUGCGGCGCAGUCCGGCACGGGCAAGACGCUCCUUGCGCGGGCGUGUGCGGCGCAGUCCGGCGCCACCUUCUUGAAGUUGGCCGCGCCGCAGUUGGUGCAGAUGUUCAUUGGCGACGGCGCCAAGUUGGUGCGCGACGCGUUUGCCUUGGCCAAGGAGAAGGCGCCCACCAUCAUCUUCAUCGACGAGUUGGACGCCAUCGGCACCAAGCGCUUCGACUCCGACAAGAGCGGCGACCGCGAGGUGCAGCGCACCAUGUUGGAGCUCUUGAACCAGCUCGACGGCUUCGGCUCCGACGACCGCGUCAAGGUCUUGGCCGCCACCAACCGCGUGGACACCUUGGACCCGGCCUUGUUGCGCCUGGGCCGCUUGGACCGCAAGAUCGAGUUCCCGUUGCCCUCGGAGGAGGCGCGCGAGUCCGUGUUGAAGAUCCACGCCCGCAAGUUGAACUGCGACAGCGCGCUGGUCAACUGGCGCGAGUUGGCCCGCUCCACGGACGAGUUCAACGGCGCGCAGUUGAAGGCCGUGACGGUGGAGGCGGGCAUGAUCGCCUUGCGCAACGGCAAGCUGGUCAUCCGCCACGAGGACUUCGUCGAGGCCAUUGGCGAGGUGCAGGCGCGCAAGUCCAAGUCCGUGAACUUCUACGCCUAG